Messenger RNA from Scophthalmus maximus (turbot), 1580 nucleotides. RefSeq names its product transcription elongation factor, mitochondrial (gene tefm). Gene Ontology annotation, cellular component: mitochondrial nucleoid. The record is from RefSeq and is a predicted model, not a curated record. The coding region runs from base 120 to 1244 and encodes 374 amino acids. Gene Ontology annotation, molecular function: nucleic acid binding; DNA polymerase processivity factor activity. Gene Ontology annotation, biological process: transcription elongation by mitochondrial RNA polymerase; mitochondrial transcription. The transcript has 5 exons. NCBI's taxonomy places the organism in Eukaryota, Metazoa, Chordata, Actinopteri, Pleuronectiformes, Scophthalmidae.
UGCUACACCGGUCCAUUGUACAGCGCCGGACAACACCCGGAGGGCAAAGCAUAGAUUUACUGGUUAUCUAACCGGUACGAUGUUGUAGCUGAAACGGCCGAUGAUCGACUGCACCGACGAUGUGGGUCGCCAGACGGUUCUUGUCAUCGGUCGUUAAGAGAAGUCAGUAUACGGGGCAGUCUGGUCUGUUCCGCCGGCCGAAGCACGGCUCCCUCCCUGAGCUAGAUCUGCGGUACCUCCAGUGCACAUGCUGCUGGAGGAGCCGGGUUCCCGUGGCCGGCUUGGAGACCCUGAACGCCGCCCUCACCAGCGCGUCCGAGCCCUGCACGGGGGACGACAGCGGACCCCUGGACGACCGCUACACGUCCGGGCAGCGCGACGCCAUCCUCCUGCUGCUCAACACCGCCUCGCCGGCAGAGCUGGCCGGCGUCAAGCUGCUGCGAGGCCGCAAGUCGCUGAACAUCGUGGAGUACAGGACUAAGAACGGGCCCUUCACAACUCUGGAGAGUGUGGUGAACGUGCCGCUGCUGAAGCACAAAAGCGCAGUCGUGGUGUUCAACGCCAUCCUCCACCCAGUGAAGAAGGAGAAGAGGGUGAGGAUACAGCUGGCCAAGUUCAUCAGACCGGAGGUGGACAGGUCCUGGUUGGAGAAUGCCAAUUCCAUAGUGUCAAUAGUGUGUGGCACUAAUAAAAUCGCCUGGGCAAACGUGGACCGUGGGAUGACCGUACUGGAAUGGCAACAGAAGGAAUGUCCUAAUUUCUUGACGGGAACCUACACGGCUUCUGCUUACUUGAACGAUGUUUCUGCAGUCGUGUCACUCCUCCCUUCUGCCGACUUCUUCAUUGUAGAGAAACCCUCAAUUUCAGUCCAGAACACGACUCUGUUCCCCGUCAUGGCCCACAUGAGGACGGUGGAGGCCAUGUUGUUUGCUCUCCUGGAGCCCAAAAACUCUGUGCCAGAUUCCAACAUUCCUCCCAGAGUUUUGAACAUGAUGCGAACUGGUGUGGGACGCCAUUUUGGACUUAUCGUGGGUGAGUGUCGCACCAGCGGGGCGCAGACAGUGCGACAGCUGAUGACUGAGUCGGUCACGCAGAAGGUUCCAAGGAUAAACUUUCCCCCAGAGCUGCUGGCCAGGUACAGGAACCACUUCCAGAUGGGGAGCAGGAGAGGAGGAGAGGAACUCUGCGAUGCCCUGCUUCAGGCUUUGGCUUUUUUUGAGCUGCUCAGUCAAUCUUCCAGUUAGCUGCCCCCGGGACCGAGCUCAUGCCACGACCAUGCUGCCUACUUUCACUGAAACAAGCCUCCACCUGUAACCAAACCAAACUACCUGAACAGAUAUAGUGGUGGUUGAUGUCAUAUUUAAAGAUAUGAAUGUUAUGGUUAAAUAUUCAGGAGGCUGAGAAGGAUGGUCACUGCAGUGUUCAGUUAUUUCUGCUGUUGAAAUCUUGUUGGAUUUGGACACAAGCACAAACUAAUUGUUGUGAGCAAUCUUUGGGAUUUCAAAUCACUUGGUUUGUGUUUGACUUUAUGCAGUUAACCUUUAACAAUAAAAAAAACACAUUGUGGUUAUCAUCAACAA